ACUGCUGUAACACUUGUUACACUGCUGUAACACUUGUUACUGCUGUAACACUUGUUACACUGCUGUAACACUUGUUACACUGCUUCAACAUUCAAUUCAAAUUCAAAUUCAAAGUUUAUUCUCUAUAAGGAUUACAAUGCUGAGUUUACAGAAAUUUGGUUAUUGUUUGGUUUACAUGUAGUAAAAUUGUGAUUACAGAGUGUACCACUAGAACGCCUAGCAUGGCUAGGCAUUUCGGGCAGACUUAGUUUAAUUCUUAAUUGUAAAAUAUUACAAAUUAUGAGUUUGAGCUUAAGGCUGGUAAGACUUACACAGUCCAGUGUUGGAAUGGCCAUGGUAAGGAAAGCAAGACAUUGUAAGAAGAAAGCAGAGAAAAACAAUAACUCAGCUGCUAUAUAUUGUGAUAUUACUGUCAACGAUUUUGCUAACAAUGAGAGUCAAAAGAGAUUCCGGCAGAAGAAGAAGACUACUAUGAAGACAAUUAUAAACGAAGGUAAAAAUAGAAGGAAGGCUAGAAAAAGCACAUCAGUUGAUGGAGAGGGAAUAAAUUAUCCACUUGACAUCUGGUUUAUUAUAAGGUAAGCAAAGUAUGUCCCAAAUUUAUGUCAUAAUCUCUCUCUUAUUUAGACUUUCAAAUUACAAACAGUAUAAAAAGCUGUGCCAGUAGGCCUAUUGGAGGGUUAAACUAAUCUAUAAAAGUGGUCUGGUAAAAGAGUGGAUGGAAUUGCAGAAAAUUUACUAAGAUUUUUGUGAAAUGAUAAUUGAUUUUGAAGAUAUGAGUGUGCCUGGGAAGAGACAGGUUG
Cherax quadricarinatus is the source of this 803-nucleotide messenger RNA. Lineage: Eukaryota; Metazoa; Arthropoda; Malacostraca; Decapoda; Parastacidae. The record is from RefSeq and is a predicted model, not a curated record.